CGAUGCUUCUGGAUACCGUAACCGAAUUUAAGCUUCUUUCGAUUGACCUUAGGUACCGGGACAUUUUUACGAUGUUUCUUUACACGUCUCGGAGAAUUUUACAUGGUUUUUAAUAUUUGAGGUUCCCUCAGCGCUCGGGCCGGUUGCCAGGGUUUCCGUGAACGCGCCUCGAGGCACUCGCCGCGUAGUAACCACGGCAGCACAGUGUUCACCCAGACAUGGCGGCGGAUCCCAACCCGGAGUGGCUCUCCUGCCUCCCCUCUUCUUGGAGUUACGGGGUGACUCGGGAUGGACGCAUAUUCUUCAUCAACGAAGAAGCCAAGAGUACAACCUGGCUGCAUCCCGUUACUGGAGAAGCCGUUAUAACGGGGCACAGAAAAACUCCAGAUUUACCGACAGGAUGGGAGGAAGGAUACACGUUCGAGGGAGCUCGCUGCUUCAUCAACCACAAUGAGAGAAAAGUGACCUGUAAGCACCCGGUGUCAGGCGUCCCCUCCCAAGACAACUGCAUCUUUGUCGUAAACGAACAUGUGAGUUAUGGGAAACUUGUCCACCCAGACAAGCCUGUAGAGAAUGUGACCAGGUCAGCUCCCAAGGCUCUAUCAGAGCAGGACAGUAGCGGUGAAAAGAAGGACCGGCCAAUGAGCACCAUGAGCGAGGCAUCCAACUACACCGGAGGCUCGGACUACAGCACCUUCCCUGGGAGCCCUGCCACCACCAACACCACCACCAACACCACCACCUCAUCCGCACGGCCCUCCAGGUCUUCCAAGAAGAUUCACAAUUUUGGCAAGAGGUCCAACUCCAUCAAGAGAAAUCCCAAUGCCCCGGUCGUCAAGAGCAACUGGCUUUACAAACAGGACAGUGCCGGCAUGAAGCUGUGGAAGAGGAGGUGGUUCGUUCUGUCUGACAUGUGCCUCUUCUACUAUCGAGAUGAAAAAGAGGAGGCCAUCCUGGGAAGUAUUCUCCUGCCCAGUUUUCACAUCUCCAUGUUGUCGGUGGACGAUCACAUCAGUAAGAAGUACGCCUUCAAGGCCACUCACCCCAACAUGCGGACCUACUACUUCUGCACAGACACACCCAAAGACAUGGAAUCCUGGAUGAAGUGUAUGACGGACGCUGCCCUCGUCCACACAGAGCCAAUCAGAAGACUGGACAAGUUAAAGGUGGACCAGCGGACGCCUCAGGAGCUCAACAACCUGCUCAAUCACCGGGUUCUGACUCGCCCUGAGAUCCAAAACAAUGAACGCAACCGGGAGCCCGCACGGCAAAAAGACCUGGAAAAACACAACAGCCAGCGGGAGCGGGAGUACUACACCUUGCAGCGCGAUGGAGAGCGCUACUCCCUGAGGAAGGACGGCGUGAGCUACACACUCCAGAGAGACGGCGAGCGGUACCUGCUGCACAAGGACGGUGAGAGGUACACGCUGCGCAAAGAUGGCGAUAAGUACUCACUUCAGAGGGACGGCGAGGUCAACGCUGUCUGUGGGGACCCGGAGAAGUACGGGUCUGUGGUGCCGCCUGGCACUGAGGAGAAGUACGCACCACCAAAGGACAGCGAGAAGUACCUGGUCGCCAAAGAUGGGGAGCGGUACGCACUGCAGAGGGUGGGAGACAGGCACACACUCCACAGGGAGGAGCCAAAAUAUGUCACGCAGAAGGAGGUGAAGAGGCAGCUGUCCCUGAAGGAGGACAACAGGUACGGCACCAUCCAGGUGCUGGACCGAUACGGCACACUGAAAGAAGUGAAGAAGUACGCCACCCUCCGCGAAGGAGACAAGUAUGCCACCCUCAGAGAGGCAGGGCGAUACGCCAUGGUCCGUGACGGGGAGAAGCAUGGCCUCCAGAGGGAGCCAAGCACAGAGAGAGCCACCACGAAGAUCAGCAGCAUCAAGCUGCAGCCAGCCCAGGCCGCCGCCAUCGCUGCCGCCGUCUCUGCCUCCCGCCAAGGCCAGGCCGGCCGCAACCCUCCACACAAGGCCCAGCAGGUGGACGGUUCAGCAGCCAGUCCAGGGGAGCUGGCGGCAGAUUGCAGCCCGGGGGAGGUGGAGGGCACCCUGGGGAGAGCUGCGGGGAAAACCCAGACUCCGAGUCAGGAGCCAGAGAGAGGCCUGUCCCGAACCGACUCCAUGCAGCAGCUGGAGAACUGGGUCCGCACACACAGGACCAGAGGACCAGACGAUGACACGAGGAGCAUCACCUCCUACCAGACCUUGCCGAGGAACAUGCCCAGCCACCGGGCCCAGAUCGUGCCCCGCUACCCAGAGGGUUACCGCACACUGCCUCGUAACAGCAUGAUGAGGCCGGACAGCAUCUGCAGUGUGGCGGGCUCCGUGUACGACCGGGCUCUCCGCCCCACCUCCACCGUGACCACAGCGGAGAAGAGAAGGUCAAUGAGGGAUGAUACCAUGUGGCAGCUUUAUGAAUGGCAGCAGAGGCAGGCCUUCUCCAGGCAAAGUCUGGCUCAGCCACCAGGGGCUGGCCACUAUGGCACCCUACCCAGCACCAAAACCAUGGGCAACAUCUCCGAGCACACCGUGGCCCACUCCAUCCCCACUUCCCCAUCCCAUGGCUCACUGGCACUCUACAGCACCUUCUCCCCUCCCCGGCCUCAGCAGGGGCCCCACAAUGUCAGCUCGCACUCCGAGGUCUCCUCCCCGGUCCUCCAAGGAGACGUGACGCUCGACCGGCGACACAGGACACACCUGGCCAAGUACGGUUACCCACCUGACCGCAGGUCCAUGCCAGCCGGCAUCCUGCCACAGACCAUCACCCCUCAGUCCCUACAGGGCAAGACGCCAGAGGAGCUGACCCUGCUGCUGAUCAAGCUGCGCAGGCAGCAGGCGGAGCUCAACAGCCUGCGGGAGCACACUGUAGCUCAGCUAAUGACCCUGGGUCUGGAGGGGCCCAACGCCAAGACGGAGGUUCUGGCCCAUCAUCUGCAGAGGAACCUCGUUUACCUGGACAGCCAGACGAAGGAGAAUGAGCCUCUAAUCUUCAUGAUUCACACUAUGAUCGAGAACUCGGCUCCGAGGCCGCAACUCUACCAGCAAAUCAGCCCAGACGAAUACAGAGAGAACUCCUACGUCCAGCGCAUGGACGAGGUUGACAUCGAUACCAAGUUGAGCAGAUUGUGUGAGCAGGACAAAGCUGUCAGGAUGCAGGAGGACAAAUUGCAGCAGCUACACAGAGAGAAACACACCCUGGAGACGGCCCUGCUGUCAGCCAGCCAGGAACUGAGUGAGCAGGGCAGCACUAACCCAGCAGCCACCCAGAGCCUCAUUCAGCAGAGAGACGUACUCCAGAAUGGUCUGCUCAGUACCUGCAGAGAACUGUCACGAGUCAACACUGAAUUGGAGCGAUCAUGGCGGGACUAUGACAGAUUGGAGGCAGAUGUAACACUGGCUAAAACAAACCUACUGGAACAACUUGAGGCCCUGGGCAGCCCACAGACGGAGCCUCCAAGUCAGAAGCACGUCCAGAUUCAGAAGGAGCUUUGGAGGAUACAGGACGUGAUGGAGGCUCUGGCCAAAAGUAAACCACAGAGGAGCACAGACAGCAGUUUUCCUGGCUGUAAACCUCUCUCCAGCCUUCAGAAGAAUGAGCAGGCUCCAGACUAUCGGCUGUAUAAGAGUGAACCAGAGCUGACCACUGUUAAAGAAGAAGUGGAUGAGGCCAACGGAGAAGACAAGGCAGAGCCCACUGCCGAGAAUAAAGAGAUGGUAACCCCCAAAGCAGUGCCCCCCUACCCUGUGGGUAUCGUCCCCCCUCGGACCAAAUCUCCCAUGAGCCCCCCUGAGUCAUCCACCAUCGCCUCCUAUGUCACCUUGAGGAAGACCAAGAAACCUGAACCCAGAUCAGACCGUCCCCGAAGUGCGGUGGACCACAUGGGAAUUGGGGAGAGAGAGGUUGGCCGAACGAGGAUGAGCGUAGAGGAGCAGCUGGAGAGAAUGAGGAGAAACCAACAAGCUGCUCUCAGAGACAAGAAGAGAGAAACUCCCUCUCGCUCACCCUCAUUCAGCAGAGACAACCCCUUUGUCAUAUUACAGAGUCGACCCCAAGGAGGGCUCGGGGAGGGGUCAGCUGACCCUACAGAGCUGGAAGCUGCUCUUCAGCAGCUGGAGCUGAGCCGAGCCCAAACCAUGGAAGAGCUCGCACACAUGGACCGAGCCAAGGCCACCAGUGGGGGUGACAGUGGCCAGAUAGACAGAACAGGAGACAGGCAGCAAACUGGAAUACAGAAGGUAGAGAGAGCCGCGGAGCUGAGGAGUGACCAGCCUCUGGCAACAUACAGCGACAAGACUGAGAUGGAGGCAGAGAGCACAGACGAUGAGUUGUGCGAAAGCCAGAGGGUGGUGAUUCUUGACCUGUGUGCGAAGCCCCAGCGUGUUGAAAUUGUGAGCCCGCAAUCCUUUGAGGAAGAGAACAUGAACUGCAAAGAACCCACCUGUGCACCUGCCAUCGACACCAACAAAAACAGCCCCAAGCCUGAGACUUUGACCCCACAGCCAAAGGAGGAGAGGGAAGAGCCUGGCCUGACACUGGCAGGCAGGCAGGACGCACUGGACCCUCCAUCGGUUCAAAAUGCCACAGAAGGCAGUCUGGAGAAGAGCAUCAACUCCUACAACCAGCUGGCUACAGCUGACAGAAAACACAACAACACCAAUAACAACAUGGUGGCUGCACAGACGUUCGCCUUGGUGAGCAGUGACAUAUGA
Messenger RNA from Lampris incognitus (smalleye Pacific opah), 4718 nucleotides. RefSeq names its product pleckstrin homology domain-containing family A member 5-like. The coding region runs from base 219 to 4718 and encodes 1499 amino acids. Lineage: Eukaryota; Metazoa; Chordata; Actinopteri; Lampriformes; Lampridae. The transcript is spliced from 32 exons. Gene Ontology annotation, molecular function: phosphatidylinositol-5-phosphate binding; phosphatidylinositol-3,5-bisphosphate binding; protein binding. Gene Ontology annotation, cellular component: cytosol. The record is from RefSeq and is a predicted model, not a curated record.